UCUGAAUAUAUCUAUUAUUUUAAUAUAAUUAAUGUUGGUUGCAGUGCGGUACUUCGGGGGCCCGUGGGCAGACCUGCAAUGUGUCUGCCUGUUAACCGCUACCCACUGUAGACGCCUGUCUAUUAUUACUAGCACCUGCCUACUGUUACCAGCGCCUACCCACUAUUGCCAGCGCCUACCCACUGUUGCUAGCGCCUGCCCACCUGCCCACUAUUGCCAGCGCCUACCCACUGUUACCAGCGCCUGCCCACCUGCCUACUGUUGCUAGCGCCUGCCCACUACUGCCAGCGCCUGCCCACUACUGCCAGCGCCUGCCCACUGUUGCCAGCGCCUGCCCACUGUUGCUAGCGCCUACCUACC
Molecule: messenger RNA, 360 nt
Organism: Colletotrichum navitas
Lineage: Eukaryota; Fungi; Ascomycota; Sordariomycetes; Glomerellales; Glomerellaceae
Exons: 1
Coding region: 32-268 (78 amino acids)
Source: RefSeq, a predicted model, not a curated record